AUGACCUUGUUUAUCAAUGAAUUUCUAUCCAAAAUUGAAUCGCCUCUCAUUAAACAAGAAGAAGUUCUUGAAGAUAACACCAAGCCACGUAACAAAGAGGAUGAGGUUGAAAGUGAAGAGAAUUGUGAAGAGGUGGAAACAACUAAAGAGGAGCACGAGAAAGCGGACCCUGCAUGCAACCUCCGGCGAGCGCCACUCACCGCGACCGCCGCCGCACGACCUACCUCCGUCACCGUCCUUGGCCAUCAAUUCUCUUCCCCUCUCACCACCACCCGUCCUCUCUCUCUCCCUCUCGCUCCUCUCACCCAUCUCACCGCGACCAACCCCUCCGCUGCCACCCCAUCAUCACUGCUGGCGGCUCGCUCCCUCUCUGUUCUUCCUGCACAUUCUCCUAUCAUUCUCCUCUUUCACCAUCACCGUCCCUCCUCCCCUCAGUUUCUCAAACCACCGCGCCAGCCGUCUUCACCGCCACCGUUCACGGCGGUGCCAGUUUCUGUCUCUGCUGCCCCUGCCAUAUCGAUGUCGGAUAAAGGAAAAGCUAUAGCCUCUGCUUCCAAAAAAAGGAAGCGCUCAAAGACCUCUACACCCCCACCAUCUGCUAACUAUGCGAGGAAUCCGCUGAAUGAGGAGGAGAAAGAAAAUCAGUUACUCCCGUCCACUGAUCCAACCAAAUUUCCAAAUCUCUACUGCGAGCUACGCCUCUCCCCCCCAGCUCCUUCAGCACCCGAGCCCACUUACCUACUGGUUCAGCGUCUGUUUCGGUUCUUGGAGCGCGAGAGGCUCCAUGUCAGACGCCGACUGGAUCGGAUGGAUCAGGCACUCAUCUCCCUUGGCGCUGAGUUACCUCCGCUUCCAGACUCUCCGACCUCCGAUGAGCAGGAUCAUCAGGAGGAGGAUGCGGAUGAGCCACGUCAGCGGGAUGCACCUCCAGCUGCCCCUGACACUACAGAGCCACCAUAG
Arachis ipaensis is the source of this 960-nucleotide messenger RNA. The record is from RefSeq and is a predicted model, not a curated record. NCBI's taxonomy places the organism in Eukaryota, Viridiplantae, Streptophyta, Magnoliopsida, Fabales, Fabaceae.